Messenger RNA from Cephus cinctus (wheat stem sawfly), 1710 nucleotides. Its product is annotated as spermatogenesis-associated protein 6. Gene Ontology annotation, biological process: spermatogenesis. Bases 281 to 1612 code for a protein of 443 amino acids. The record is from RefSeq and is a predicted model, not a curated record. Gene Ontology annotation, molecular function: myosin light chain binding. The transcript has 8 exons. NCBI's taxonomy places the organism in Eukaryota, Metazoa, Arthropoda, Insecta, Hymenoptera, Cephidae.
UUGUAUCCUGGCAACGUAUCCUUCACUGCUUCACACCACUCCUUUCACAAGAUGGCCUAGAACUUGAAAGUGUCGAGAUUUUUCUACGAAAUAUACUUCCCGCAAGGAACUCCCGUGGUAUCUUUAAAGUCUGGUGGAUGGACUAUAAAAUUCAGUGUUCUAGGAUUAAAUAGAAUGGGGACCAGGAUCGUGGAUUUGAAUUUUCGAAGUGAUCGAUCAUUGGUCUAAAUCUAAUAACGGUUGACAUUACGGUGCACAUCAGUUCUCGAAUUAAUCGAAAAUGGCUGGACGUGGUUUUUGCGUCAAGAUAGAACUAGAUUUACAUGCGAUUACGUGUCCUGGGGUCUGGCUAUGCCCCAAUGGCAAAGUGGCAUUGCAAAUAAACACAAUGAACUCUUGUAUCGAAUCGCAUAAGAUAACGCCAAUAUUUCCAUUGCUCUUUCACGACAAAUUUACAUUCAAAAAAGUAUUUACCGGCGUUGUCACUCUGGCUGAGUUACAAGACAGGCUGGAGAAUGAAUUCAUUUAUGCUGAAUUAAUACAGUGGUCUUCUCCAUCAAGUCGCGGUGUCAUUUUGGCAACUUUUGAAACUAACUUGUGUGACCUCUUAUAUCCUGCACCAUGUUUCAAGGGUUUACUGGCUGGAGUGGAUGUUGACUUGCUUAUGGAACCAACUAAAUACUUUCCUGGUAUACUGGCGCCAAAAAUUGAAGUGUCAACUCGAACUGUCAUAGAAGAAGUUAUUGGAAUUUGUGAUACAAGCUUAACAGGAGCACACAUUGUAAAUCCAAAAGUCAUUCAUUCGAAAAAUCCUCCAUGUUUCCAUAGGAAACGACCAGCAAAGGGUAUUAUAAGACAAAGGAGGGUAUGCCAUAGUCAAGGCAAAGCCAAAGUCCAAACUUGUCUAUCAAAAUGUCGAAGAAAACUCUCUAGUUCACAGUCUCCAACACCAUGUCGUUGUGGAUCCUGUUCAAGAUGUUCCCGACAAAAACCAAAUAGUACCGAAGGGGCUCGAACUUGCUCUCCAUGUUCGUCAAAUCGUCGAUCACGAUCACAAUCAGAACGAUGUUAUCAUGCGGUCACUAAACAACCAAAAUGUACGUGCCCACCCUCAUCGCCAGAAAAAUCACCGGGAGUCUUGACUGUUUGUGGCGAUUCUCAUAUCUUUGAGAGCUGUCCAGUUUGUUCCAAGUACAAGUGUUACUUUGCCUGUCACUCUAACGAUCAGGAUGAUAAUUCGGAUAAAAAUAUCGAUUGCAAAUGCAAGAAAAAUCCGCCAAAAGUUCACAGGCAGUCAAAAUUCUCUGAACGAACUUCCUUAGAUAAAGGAAAUAGUGACUGUACUUGCAGACCAAGUAGCGCUCCCAGUCCUCGAGAAGAUUCUUCAACAUCGGUAUUGAGAGCAAAGCUUCGACAGUUGCAGAGAGCCAAGGCAAAGCUUGCUUAUAUGAACUGUAGAAAUACGGACGAGAGGAACGAAUGCAAUCCCUCUUGUGAGCGUAAUCUGGACCAAGGAAGUGGGAGACAUGGUUUCUAUAAGAAUUUGGAGAAAUUCUAUAAAAGAAUGUACAAACAAGCUAAACUUCGUGCGCAGGAAGUCGACUGUGUAUAAAGUGUAAUGGGAUUAUAAAUUUUUUAAAUUAUACUUCAAUGUCAAAUUGUAUGGGUAUAUAGACUGUUGUUAAUAAACAACAAAACAACUCACAUUUA